Messenger RNA from Athalia rosae (coleseed sawfly), 2653 nucleotides. RefSeq lists its product as uncharacterized. Gene Ontology annotation, cellular component: centriolar satellite. The record is from RefSeq and is a predicted model, not a curated record. Lineage: Eukaryota; Metazoa; Arthropoda; Insecta; Hymenoptera; Athaliidae. Gene Ontology annotation, biological process: non-motile cilium assembly; cytoplasmic microtubule organization. The coding region runs from base 814 to 2382 and encodes 522 amino acids. The transcript has 6 exons.
ACCGAUGCCUUAUCCAUUAGGCCACAGGGGCUCUUGAACAAAUUUAGCCUAAGGGCUGCGUCACAAAGAAAAUACAAAGCCCUCGUAAAAGUCUGUUUUUAUUUUAGGCAGUGUUUCACUGGACGCUGAGAAUAGCAAGAGCGAAUUGAAAAAAAAUAAAUGAACUAUUUGUUCCCAUUUUCACGUGUCUUCGCAGAUAACCGAGGGAAAAUGUCGAAAUAUUUGAGCGACAGAAUUUAAAUGAUUCCCUUGAUAACUUUUUUGAUAAUUCCCUUUUUCACGUACAAAUGAAACUAUUCAAUGCUCAAGUGACAAACUCAACAGAUUUUUAGAUAACUAAUCAUAACCGAGAAGGGUCCAAGAUGCCGUCGUCGAAAGUUACGAAGACUUCUGAAUCUCGACAAGAUAUGGCAAAAGAAAGAGCAACAGCUAACGUUACGUUCGAUUUAACUCAGGAGGUUCGGUGCGAUGAUUUCGUUGAAGUAAUUAAUAGAAAAAAAUCAUAAACUGUUAGGUUUUAAACGUGAAAGACAAUCAAUUAAGGGGCACAACUAUCCCUGAUAUUUAACAGGGAAACAUUCCAGAGGAUAUAAUCUUUCCCGAGGAACUUAACAAAUUUUUACGAGAUCAAAUACGGGUGAGGAAUUAACAAACUUCACUGAUUGGGUGUCAAGAAUUUCCUGAAACACUCUGAGAAAUCUUCCCUCGUAGGAAUUGACUGCAGAGAAUGGAAGUCUUCGUCGAUCUUUGGACGAAUGUGAAGAAAAAUUAUCAAAACUAACGGAUAGGAAAAGCGAGUCUCAUACCGAGAUCAUGUCUGCAGCUGCACUAAUUCCCGGAUCUGUACGAGCGAGUGAAAUCGCUGCCUCAAAAAUCGUUGAACUAAGUAAAAAAUGCAGGGAACGAACCGCUGAAGUAGAAGCUCUGAAAACGAAGUGCAAGAAUUUGGAAUCGAAAUUAUCAGAGAGUGAAAUCCGCCUUCAGUGUAAAAAAUCUCGAGGAAAUGGAAUGACUGGAAAAUCUUCGUACGAUUCUGGUGAUGGUAAUAUCGAUCGUCCUUUAACUUUGGAAGAAGAAUUGAAGUGUAGAGAAGAAGAGACGAAAGUUCUCAGGGAAAAACUUCAUCAUAUAAACUCAAAACUGUACGAAUCAAAGAACACGUGCACCUAUCUACGUCAAGAGAUAAACAAGGCUCAGAAGUUAUUAUGUAGCGAGGUCGGUGACAACGUUACGAUAGCAAGUUUAGCAUCAUCGGGCCAACAAAAUGGAUGGCGAGGAAGAGCCGAACAGAUUCAACAACUCCAACAAAAGAUUACCGAGUUGCAAAGCAAACUUAGCGAAUACGAAGGAACCUGUAAAGGUUCGGUAACAGGUGACGAUAUUGCUCCUAUUAUGAAACUAGAUACAAUUCAUUCUUUCGUUGAUACAAAUUCCAACGCAACUCAAAAAUUAUACAUGGCAGCUCUAACGGAGAGAGGGCGAUGUUCGAGGAAUCUGCGGAACAUCGAAAAGGAAAAAAGACAAAAGGCCGAAGAAUCGGCAAAGGAACUUCGGGAGAUGACUUUAGCUCUAGAGGCAUCUAAGCGGAAACAGGACGCAGCAAAAGCUCGAAUAAAAGUUUUAGAAAACGAUCUAACAACUGCCAAACAAAGCGUCGCGAUUAUGAACGAAAAAAGAUCACACGACGAUCAGUUAAUUCAAGCUUUGAAUGUGAGUUGUAAAUCAUUUAGUUUGAUUAAAUGUGAUACAGGCCAAAGUACAGAAAUUUUAAUCAAUUUUUCUCUCACUGACCGAUCGGAAAGAAACCAGAGUUCGACAAUUAGCUGCAAUUAUCGAAACAUUUCUCCACCUUCACGUGGCAAAUCUUUGAAUAGUCCAACUGUGGCAUCCCGAAGUAAUGGAGAUUACAACGAAUAUGUAAUUUUGGGAAUGGCCGCAGAAGCGGAGAGAAAACGUCUCCUAGAAUUGGUGGUAGUUUUGAAUAGAAGACUCGACGAAGAGAGAUUUGCGACAGACAAAAUGGGCGAGACGCUACGUAAUGAGAGGAAUAAAUUAGCUAGACUUGAAACAAAACUCCAGAGACUUGAGAUAGAAAGAGUGGGUGUAACAAGUGGAUUACACGGCGGCUACAAAUUACGUUCUUCAAAAUCAGCCACGGCUACGACUACUAACGAAAAUUCACAGGACGACACACGUUUCAAGAUCGAAUUACUCGAAGAAAAGUGUCUAGCCCUGGAAGCAAGAUUGGCUACAGUACAGCGCGAUAAAACCUCAGAUCUCACACUCUAUACGCAGAUGUUGGAUCAAGCCAGAAAAACUUUUCAAGACGCGUACAGAGGGAAAACUCCCGCCUCCAAUAGCUGUUCAAUGAUUACGAUAUAAAAAUGGAUGGAAACAAUUUGAAACGUUUCGCAAAGUGUAAUCGUAAUUGCGCACUUCAAGGCAUAAAUCUGGAUGAUCUGCUUUAAAAAUAGAUGUGUAUAUGGCUAUUUAAUUUAAUGAAUAAAUUAACGAACAAAGAUGAGAGGAAAAAUGUAAUAAGAGUGUUCACGGAGCUUCUCCAUCUGUUACACGUGUAGAAAUUAUAAGCAGGAGUACUUGUACCUAAUAUACUUAUAUGCAUACGUAGUAUUAUAAACGGUGCUCAGGAUCA